GCUCUGCAUCCGCGUCAAUAUUCGCUCUGCUCCUUGUUAGACAACAGCAGGAGCAUACGCAAGUACUUAAUGUGAUAUUGAGAGGCUGUAGGAUCUCACCGCAAAUCCGUCCCAAAUAUUGGCACAAAACUGUAUCUGUUUCGACAACAUUGAAGUUAUGGAGACUUUGAUAUCCGUGCCGACUUUUGAGAUCUACUGAUCGUAGACUAGUACUAUGGAAUCCUCCAGGGCUAAUUGACGAGCUAGUCUCAACAAUUGCCGCUCUUCAUUGGCUCCCUCUCUCCUCCAACUUGACGACAUCCUACUGCUGUGGGCAGGAGUGUCUGCGUGGAUCUGCUCUCAGUGAGGUACCUGUAGACGUAUAAGCUGCUAGGACAACGUCCGAAAUGCACGAGCGAUGGUAUCAAUGGGCGUUCGGCCCAGCCCCCGACGUCGCACCGACAUUCAUCAAGUCCUACAGCUGUGGCCCAUCCCUGCGUGUACGGCAGGAAUCCUGCAGGAGGCUCUGCUCCACAUACGGAGCCCGAAAUAAACCCAGAGGACAGUGUAGCUGACCCAGACCCAGCAUAUUCUGUCCCAGCACCUGGGACCACACCUGAUCCCAGCACCUCCCAUGCUACUUCAACAUCCACGGGGGCGGCUUCUGCCUCGGCGUGCCCGAGGAUGACGACAGGUGGAACCGCACCUUCGCCGACAGGCACAGCAUCCUCGUGGCAGAGCUGGACUACCGCAAGGCCCCCCACACACACGUUCCCCACCGCCAUCCACGACGUCGAGGCCCUCAUGCUAGCCGUGCACGGGGACGAGAGCGUCCCGCUGGACAUAAAUCGCACAGCCGUGGGCGGAUUCUCGUCCCAGCUGCAACGCAUCCGGGACGCCGUCCUGCCCGCGGCGGUGUGCCAGGUCUACCCGCUGGUCGACCUCGCUACCAAGGCUGAGGAGAAGGGCGCGACGCGGUACUAUAAACCCGAGCUCGGCUCCGGCGUCAGUGCCAGUGCCGCCGACAUACUGUUGCCUGUGUCGCGUUUCUUCGGGUGGGGCUACGUGCCACAUGGGCAGCAUCUUCGGGACCCUCUGCUGUCCCCAAUGUAUGCGCCGCGCGAGCACCUGCCCAAGAAGGUCUUCACCGUCGCGGCGGAGCUCGACCGGCUGGCCCACGAGGCGUGGCGCAUGGCCAGCGUGCUCGCUCACCAGCCGGAGGCAUCUCCUAGUGUCAAGAUUGGCCAGCAAGUCCCCAGAACGCCCGAGGAGCUAAUCCUCGACGAUGAACGCUUCGCCUUUGAGCAUGUCAACGAUAUCAACAGCGAGCGGGUGCGGUGGUUGCUCGUCCCCGAUCAGAUCCACGAGUUCGACUCAAUCAUACACCCGCCCUAGUUGACCGUGCUGACGUGCGUCCGGGGCAAUGCGCCGCCAGGGCCCAGGCCAACACGCCGCCGAUGUCGUGGUCCAACUAUGAAAGUGGGCCCCUUUUAUUUUCCGUUGCCGUGAUCAAUGCCCAGUACAUCGAGGAGCAGGAUCGUCUCCUCUCUCUGCCACCAAUGGCGGAUGUAUCCCAUGGCUGGUUUCGAGGAGCGGUCUGCGCCUUUAUAGUUAGGUAUGUAGUAAUGACAAGGUAUGUUUUGUACGAUAGCAUGGUGUUAACUGCUUUCUCUUUUCUCUUGUACGCAUUGCACGGGUAACUAGUCACAUGAAAGUCCCUCGCCCGUGCCCUGCCAAAUGGCCAUCCCAUAAUACGACAUGGGCC
Diaporthe batatas is the source of this 1744-nucleotide messenger RNA. RefSeq lists its product as uncharacterized. NCBI's taxonomy places the organism in Eukaryota, Fungi, Ascomycota, Sordariomycetes, Diaporthales, Diaporthaceae. The coding region runs from base 664 to 1374 and encodes 236 amino acids. Gene Ontology annotation, molecular function: hydrolase activity. The transcript has 3 exons. The record is from RefSeq and is a predicted model, not a curated record.